Messenger RNA from Marchantia polymorpha subsp. ruderalis, 3283 nucleotides. NCBI's taxonomy places the organism in Eukaryota, Viridiplantae, Streptophyta, Marchantiopsida, Marchantiales, Marchantiaceae. The record is from the annotation of a GenBank genome assembly.
UUUAAGUAGAGGUUGUGCUCGAAGGUGAGCGCGUGUUGGGGCGGGGAAUGGGUGUCAACUGUGAAAGAAAGACGGAAAAAUGGCGGGAACGAGCAUUCCGCAGUGAUCAGAUCCAGCACAUUUCAUCGUCUCUGAAGCUCGAUUGAUCUCUGGAAGAAGAUUGAAGUGGUGGGAGGAAAUUCGAAGACGGGUUGAGCGUGUCUGGGGAAGUGAUUGCGAUUGGAGUUUGAAUCCGUCGAGAAUUCAAACCAGCAAAAUCUAAUUUUCCAAAGGAGUAGUAAGAUGGCGCAAAGAACUAUGGCAGAUGUGUUGAUGAAAGCCGCGAGGGAAAAGGCAGGUAGGGCUCCGGCCAGCAGUAAAGAAAAAGAAAGGGAGAGAGACAGAAAAGAGCACGAGAAGAAGAUUGACGAGGAGGAUGGUUGCACGGAUUCAAAAUCUUCGAAAAAGCCUGCGGCUAAAGUUGUGCCGACGACUGUAGAUAAUUUUGAUACUGAAUUAUCGAAAAGUAGAUCAGAAUUUGAUCCAGCUCGGGCUGCGUUCUGGAAGAAAGGAGAGCAGGUGCCUUUCAUUUUCUUGGCUCGAGCUCUUGACUUGAUAGCGAAUACAACUAAAAGACUGGCUAUCACGGAGAUUAUCUGCAAUGUUUUCCGCACCGUCAUUGCUACGUCUCCUGGGGAUCUCUUAGCUGUGGUCUACCUGUCAGCCAACAAAGUAGCUCCAGCUCAUGAAGGAGUAGAACUUGGUAUCGGUGAUGCUGCUAUCAUCAAAACUCUGGCUGAAGCGUAUGGUAGGAAGGAGGACCAGAUCAAAAGUCAGCUGAAGGCUAUGGGGGAUUUAGGGCUUGUUGCCAAAGCUAGUCGCUCAACGCAGAGGCUGAUGUUCAAACCACCUCCUCUGACAUGCGUCAAAAUGUUGGAAACAUUUCGUGUAAUUGCUAAGGAAGUAGGCAAUCAAAGUAUGGACAAAAAACGUGGGAAGAUGAAAGCUCUUCUUGUGGCUGCAACAGACUGCGAACCUCUAUAUGUUGUCCGAUUGCUCCAGAGCAAGUUGAGGAUAGGUUUACAGGAGGCGACGGUACUGGUUGCCCUUGGUCAUGCUGCAGUUCUUUCUGAACAACCUCCCGUUCCAGCAUCCAAGCUUCAAGACCGUCUAGAGCUUGCUGCACAGACAAUGAAGCAGGUCUAUUCCGUCUCACCUGUAUUCGAGAAAAUCAUUCCAGUCCUGCUAACCCAGGGGAUUGAAAAGCUUGCGGACUCGUGUACAUUCACGCCCGGUGUGCCUGUCGGACCGAUGCUAGCUAAGCCAACUAAGGGAGUGUCAGAGGUGUUGGACAAAUUCCAAGAUCUGGAGUUCACCUGUGAAUACAAGUAUGAUGGGGAACGAGCACAGAUACAUUAUCUCGAAAAUGGAUCUGUUGAAAUAUAUAGCCGAAAUGCUGAACGGAAUACAGUAAAGUUUCCGGAUAUCGUUGCUGCCAUUGGAAGGUACAAAAAACCCGAGGCAGCAUCAUUUGUACUAGACUGCGAAGUAGUGGCUUAUGACACGGAGAAAAACAAGAUUCUUCCUUUCCAGAUUCUCAGUACUCGGGCUAGAAAAGGAGUGAUUAUUAGCGACAUCAAAGUGAAAGUCUGCAUAUUUGCAUUCGACCUCUUAUAUAUCAAUGGUCGAAAUCUCCUCAACGAACAGCUUGCCUUACGCCGAGAGGAGCUCUACAAAUCGUUCUUAGAGACAAGUGGAGAAUUUGAAUUCGCUACUGCGACAAAUACACGCGAGCUUGACGAGAUGCAAAAGUUCCUAGAUGCUGCCAUCAAUGAUUGUUGUGAGGGAUUGAUUGUGAAGACGCUGAAAACGGAUGCCACAUACGAACCUGCUAAGAGGUCCAAUAAUUGGUUGAAGUUGAAGAAAGAUUACAUGGACAGCGUUGGAGAUUCACUUGAUCUUGUGCCUAUCGGAGGUUAUUUUGGUCGAGGCAAGCGUACCGGUGUAUAUGGAGCUUUUCUUCUUGCUUGUUACGAUGAAGACUCCGAAGAAUAUCAGAGCAUCUGCAAAAUUGGAACUGGAUUUUCAGAACAGGUUCUUGAAGAACGCUCCUCCACCCUCCGAAAUCAUAUUGUCGACAAACCUCCGUCUUAUUAUCGAUAUGGCGAUACCUUGGGUGUGGAUGUGUGGUUCGAGCCCGUGGAGGUCUGGGAAGUGAAGGCGGCUGACUUGAGUAUCAGCCCUGUUCAUAAGGCCGCGAAUGGUUUGGUUGACCCAGUCAAGGGUAUAUCUUUACGGUUUCCUCGACUGAUAAGACUUCGUGAAGACAAGACAACGGAACAGGCAACUUCAGCAGGACAAGUUGCUGAGAUGUAUCGUGCACAGAAGAUCACUCAUCAGUCAAAGGAUGGUGAUAGUGACGAAGACUAAUGACGACCAGCUGUACGAAGAUCAUUGGAAUUAUAUGAAUCUGCGGCUCAGACUUUGUUUACUUUGGUGAGCAAAAAGUCCGAAGCGGGUGUGAAGGAAAUCGUCUCGACGUCACCUUGCAACGAGCAACCGAAUAGAUGUGUUGACGACGUCGUAUGAUGAUCCACCGGCAGUCGUCACAGUAGUCCCCUGUUGUUUUGGUGUCGCCUAUCUCAGUAUUCGUAAGUGACGAGCAAGUGCCCUUUUCACAUGAUUGAGCUGAGUCUUAAAACCACGCAAACCCAAGAAAGAGCUUCUGGACCGGCAGCAGAACAGGAAGAGAAACAAAAGGGGUAACAGGUAAGAGACGAGACUGGAGUAGUCUAAAGUAUGGUUGACCCUUUGCGACAUUCACCAAUGCAGUCGUUAAGAAAUACCGAUGAAGUUUGAAGGUUAUCGACCUAGCCUCUAUAACUUCACCUGGUUCUCGGUAGAUGGUGGUUUAUCGGAUAAUUCGUUCGCAGGCAUGGAUCAGGCAAUCUCGACAACCUUCAGGUCUUCAGAUCGUUCUGAUAACAAGGUCGACCGCCGAAGGAGUGCAAGCAUUCUCAAAGUAGGAAUGUUGUCUGAUUGAAUUGGAGCAAAGAUAAAGCACUCGGCAAAGCAAUGCAGUGCAUGUGGAGGAUGUUAGCAGUGAAUUGGCUCACAUUUCACAGCGUUCUUGGACAAAGUGGUAAUUGGUUUCAAGGAGUAAAUGAAUGGUUCUACUACUCGAAAUCUGAAUGGUGAUAUUCGACAACGGAGUUGGAUCUGUGAUUUUUCACUCGACAGACUUACCUACGUGUACAUGUGGUGUACAAAACUUUAUUAUACAUCGUUGUAUUUCCUACAAUCU